AUGGCCCAGAAACUUCUCAGCAGCACUGUUCAUGAUGAGCGAGACCUGGAGGCAGCCCAGAGGUCCACGCUGAUUGAACAGGGGCGGGACUCGUACGUGGUGUCCUUGGACGUCGAGCAGAGGCGGUCCCCAAGCCCAGUGUUGAUGGAGUGGCUUGGUCCUCCCAGCUGCUUACAGUUCAUGAACCACCGGGUUCCCGCCCACAAGAGGUACCAGCCCACGGAGUAUGAGCAUGCUGCCAACUGUGCCACCCACGCUCUCUGGAUCAUCCCCAGCAUCCUCGGCAGCUCCAACCUCUACUUCCUGUCGGAUGACGACUGGGAGGCCAUCUCCGCCUGGAUCUACGGCCUCGGGCUCUGCGGGCUCUUCGUGGUGUCCACCGUGUUCCACACCAUCUCCUGGAAGAAGAGCCACCUCAGGACGGUAGAGCACUGUCUGCACAUGUCGGACCGCAUGGUCAUCUAUUUCUUCAUAGCGGCCUCCUACGCGCCCUGGCUGAACCUCCGCGAGCUGGGCCCCUGGGCCUCCCACAUGCGAUGGCUGGUCUGGAUCAUGGCCUCGGUCGGCACGGUCUAUGUCUUCUUCUUUCAUGAGCGGUACAAGCUCGUGGAGCUGCUCUGCUACGUCAUCAUGGGCUUCUUCCCCGCCCUGGUCGUCCUUUCCAUGCCUGACACCGAGGGCAUCUGGGAGCUGGUGGCUGGAGGGGUCCUCUACUGCUUGGGCAUGGUGUUCUUCAAGAGCGACGGGAGGAUCCCCUUUGCCCAUGCCAUCUGGCAUCUCUUUGUGGCAUUCGGUGCUGGCACCCACUACUAUGCCAUCUGGAGGUACUUGUAUCUGCCCAGCACCCUGCAGGCCAGGGUGUCCAAGUGA
Messenger RNA from Budorcas taxicolor (takin), 870 nucleotides. It is a transcript of the gene MMD2, whose product is annotated as monocyte to macrophage differentiation associated 2. Gene Ontology annotation, molecular function: pore-forming activity. NCBI's taxonomy places the organism in Eukaryota, Metazoa, Chordata, Mammalia, Artiodactyla, Bovidae. The record is from RefSeq and is a predicted model, not a curated record. The coding region runs from base 1 to 870 and encodes 289 amino acids. The transcript is spliced from 8 exons. Gene Ontology annotation, cellular component: membrane.